Messenger RNA from Amoebophrya sp. A120, 34771 nucleotides. The record is from the annotation of a GenBank genome assembly. NCBI's taxonomy places the organism in Eukaryota, Dinophyceae, Syndiniales, Amoebophryaceae.
GGACAUCGCUGCAGCGGGAGCGGUUCCACCUUCUUCCAUCGAGAUACUGGAGGUCGCCCACGCGGCGGCCGAAUCGGUAGUGCCUACCGACAUGAUCGCGGGGGCCACCGCGAUGAGUAAGCAGCAAGCUGAGAAGGAAUGCACCAGCACGGCCGCGUGCUCGGAUUCCAGCUCCGAAAAUAGCAUCGCUGCUUCCUCCGGCGCGAUGAUGCUAAACAAUGCUUCGUCCAGCGGGCCACCGAGCAAUUUUCCGUCCAAUAUGAGGUGGGUCCCCAUCCCACCUGUACCGACGAUGAGCCCCCCCAUAUUCGGAAAGUACUAUAUCGAGAUUGAGACUUUACUUUUUCGGCAAUUUCUUGUUGUAUGAUGAUGAAUGUGCGGUCGUUCUUCAUCUUGUUGUUUGGCUAGUACGAAGUAAGAUUUUCAUGCGCUUCGCUUGUGCAUCAGCUUGUCUUCAUUUGCUUUCCUGGUUACUAACUAUACAACACUUCUGUGCUAGGAUUUGAACUGGUGGGAUUACGAAGAAUCUAAAUAUACACUAAAUGUAAAAUAUUCAGGGACGGCUCGAACAUUGUUGCGAGUGGACAGCAGCAGCAGCAGGACAUGAAUUCCAGCAGCCAGGUCGUGCAAGGAGGAGGCAAUGGUUCAACGCCUGAACAGAGCGCAGGUGGUGCUGCGAGUGCAGGAAGUACUAGUAACACUAGUGACCAGCCGACAACCUUCUACCAGCAGCUGAACACAAUGGCGCCGGGGCAGCUCUCGCAGCAACUGCAAGAGCUUGUUGUUUCGCAAAAGGACCCCGAGGACGAGCAGCAGCCGACGAGCGAACAAAUAGGUGGAGCAGUUGUACAACAAUCUGUUCCAAGCGGCGAGACGAGCAAUUUCAUUACUCAGCAGGGGGAGGGAGCUGAUGCUGAACAAAGCAGUGUCGCAGGAGUUGCUCCAGGAGGUUGUACGGCUGCAGCAGCUUCAAGUGUAGAACCUGUUGACACCGAUAGUUGUACCAUCAUGCAGGGGCCGCUACAACUGAAUGGAGUCGUGGUGAACAAUACUUCUGGGUCAUCUUCAACUACGUCGCCGGAUGGAGGGUGUUCUAGUACUGCUGGUGGUCUGGUGACACAACAACCCGCUGCAAGCGACAUUUCGAACAGCAGUGGUCUGAACCUCGCGCAUGAUCAACAGCCGCCAGCAUUGCUGCAGUCGUCCCUGAGCAACAACAGUGCGGACGGCGGAGGUGGUACAUCUGCGGCAGUGCCAGUCGUGCCAAUGACCACGAUAGCGCAGCAGGCGACAGCGAUCAUGCAAAGUAGCCUGUUAACAACUACAUCGAGUUCGUGUAGUUACGCGAACAAUGGCUACAACAGCAACACCAGUGGGGCGUGUAGUACUGCAACAGGAGCCGCGCAAGACACCACUACAGGUGGAACCACGACUCAGUCACUUCUGCAGGAACAUCAAAUCGGCGACCCGAACAGUGUGCAAAACCAGCUACUGAUGCAGCAAAGUGCGAGUAGUUCUCAACUCACAACCCCGCUCGCCACACUAUGGCGCUCUCAACUGUUACAUUCUCAACUGUUACACGAAUUUGCGAUGCAAGAAUGGCAAAAGUGAUAGGGGAGAUCUUGCGCGUCUUGCAUGACAGAUUUGGCGCCGAUUGUCAGCCUGUUUGGCCCUCUGAGAAUUUGUCAUGCGAAGCAGCUUGAUGGUGUCGAUUCUGAAGGCUAUUUUGCAUGACAAAUCAUGUAACAGUUGAGAAUGUAACAGUUGAGAACGCCAUACACACCACUUCAGCACCCGCAGCACUCGCCGCCGCAAGGGCCGUUGAUGGGCGCAGCUGGGUAUCAAAUGUAAAAAUGUCUGGGUCUGGAAGGGUUGGCACUUGUGAUGCAAACUCUGGAGCACACAAAAAUUUGUGUUGCAUGAGCGCCAAAAGCUGUCAAUUUCUUGGCACGCAAGUAGGAAGUUUCUCAUGCGGGAGAGGCAUCAUGAGGCGUGCUCAAAACCUGUGAUGUUUUUGCCUGCAUCAGACGCCAUUUGCGUGAUCCGAAAUAUGCAUGACAAAUCUCGCAAUCUUCCAGACCCAGACAUUUUUACAGUUGAUACUGGGGGGUCAGUAGACAACUCACAGUUGCUGCAGCCAUUGCAGCAGCAGCAGCAGCAGCAGCAGCCUCCUGGCGGAUCCCCGCAGCUGCAGCCACAAGGGUUGAUAGAGUUGAACCAGCAGCAGGGCCAGAUGGUGAAUCAAGGGUCUACUUUGCCGCAGCAGCAGAACAACAGAGGUGGGCAGCCAAUAGUGCAACAACCGGGAGUUCUUGUGGAUAACUGUGGCCAGCAGCAGCAACAGCUGAUCGACCUGAAUAACUUGAACCAGCAGCAGGGUCAGCAGCUUUUGCAGCAGAAUCUGAUGCUGCAGGGGACUACACCAAACUCGGCGGCAGGGCAGCAACAGCAGCAGCUGCAGCUUCAGCAGCAGGGGCAGUUUGGUGUGGGCGUUUUGUCUCCCACCCCGGGGCAGAUGCAACCACUGGACGCGAACGGCAACCCCACGACCUCGCAGCAGCUCGUCCAACCGGUGGUCGAUCCACAGACAGGUCAACCGCUGGACGCGCAGCAGCAACAGAAUUUGUUGCUGCAACAGCAGAUGAUGCAGCAGCAGAUGGCUCAGCUUUCGCAGCAGCAGCAAAUGCAGCAGCAACAACUCGUCCUGAAUCAGCAGCAGUUUCAGCACCAGCAAUUGCUAGGGAACAAUCAUGCGCAGCAGCAGCAGCAGCAGCCGUUCGGCGGUCCGCACAACAUGCAACUGCAAGGCACAACUUCUACUGCUGGCGGAAAUCACCCGCAGCAAAGUCACCCGCAGAUGCUGCAGCAAAUACAACAGCAACAGCAAGGUACUAGCACAGGAGCUGCGAAUGAUUGCGGUGGACCAGCACAGCAGAUGUUGCAAAUGCCCACGGGAGACGAGCAGCCGCAAAUCUUGCAGAUGCCAACCGGAGAACAACAGCUCAUACAGAUGCCAACCGCGGGCGCGGGGGAACAGCACCAGCAGUUGAUGCAGCUACCACCGGAUAAUAUUAACGGCGCGGCUGGGUCGUUGCAGCAACAAGUUGCCCAACAACAGCAGCAACAGCACCAGGCCAUGAUGUUGCAACAACAACAGCAAAUGGGCGGGGGCGACCAGAGUGGUCACCAACAGCAGCUCGGGGUAUUAAACACAGGAGGUCCACAGCAUCUGGUGGAUCCACAGCAGCAGCAGCAGCAGCAGAACCUGCCCGGCACAGCUGCUUCGUCUCCGAACCAAGGGCCGAUUUCGGAUCUGAGUCUGCAGCAGCAGAUGGCCAGUACUUUUCAGCAGCAACAGGUCGAUCAGUUUGGUCACACGACGAGUCAGCAAUUUCAACAGCAGCAGAAUAUGGCAUUUGCUCAACAGCAGCAGAACUUGCAAAUAAACCAGCAGGCGGUGGUCCCGGGACAGCAUCUGCACAUCAACGGGCAGAUAGUCCAGCAGCAGCAGCAGAACCAAAACGGAGGCUGCUUCGGAGCGGACCAGAAUGCUGGUUUUCAGCAGAGCCAGCUCUUGAGUCAGGAGCAGCAGCUACAACAGCAGCAGCAGCAAGCCUUGAUGCAGCAGCAGCAGCAAAAUCUAAUGAAUCAGCAGAAUUUUCAGGACAGUCAAAGUCAAAUGCAGCUUAUGGGGGCGAACAAUACUAUGGGUGGCGGGGGGUCACAACAAGGGCAACACCACCAACAGCAGCAUAAUAACAUGGGACAACAGCCGGACCCGCAUAAUAUGCAGCAGAGCAACAUGAUGCAAUUUUCCAACAACAACGCUCAUCAGCAACAAUUUGCGCAGCAGCACCAGACAGCGGCGCAGCAACACGCCCAAUCCGUCCAGCAGCAGAUUGAUACGAUGGGUCUGCAGUUCAUGGAAUCCCUGUUCCCAUCCUCGACCCAGCAAAGCCCACUGAACCCGCCUUUACCAGCUACCACGAGCGUUUGCAGCGUGGGGUCCUCCACUACUUCCGGAACAACGCAGCAUCACGGGCAGCAGCAGCAGCAGCAGCUCAUGGGCGCCGCCGGUGGACAUCAGCACGCACAACAGGGUGGAAAUAACAACUUUGUGGCGAACAGCAAUGGAGGCUUUGGAGGCAACGCGAUGCAGGGCAGCAACCUCCUCGGCGGCCACCACGCUGGAAACAACACUGCUUGUUCUACUUUCGGGCAGCAGAAUACUACCUUCGAACAACAGCAGCAACACUUUCAUGCGGCACACCAGAACAUGUUGAACAACGGGCAGCAGCAGCAGCAGCAUCAUAUGCAAGGGAUGCAGCAGCAUCAGAUGGGAACAAAUUGUUCGAAUAUGCCGACAAACUGCAACCUAGUCCCGAGCAACGUGAACACCCCAAAUUCCAUGCACCCAAUAGGCAACAACGUGUGUAGUGCCUCAGCACAGCAUGGGAAGCCACCGACUGGCAUGAUGGUGCACAACAACAACAACGCAGGAGGCCCCUAUGACAAUAAUAUCAACAACAGCAGCCAAAUGAACAAUAACUCCCGAAACAGCAACAUGAACCAAAGAACGGAGGGAAAGGAUAACAGGAACAACAGUCAGGCACAACAUGACCACCGCUAUGGAUCAAAUUCGAAAUACAAUGUGCAUUCUAAGUACGCGAACAGCGGUGCAGCGUUCGAUAACAACAUAUGCAAGAAAAAAACUGUGUAAGUGUAAAUUUGUGUUGCAGAAGAUGCAACAGAGUUACACCUGUCAUGCCAGACAGCCACGAAGUCCUAUUUUCAUGUGUGUUUUCCCUUACAAACCAUGCAUGACAGGUUUUCUCUGUCAUGUAGAGCGAAUUUGUGAUGCUGUUCCUCAAAGAAAGUUACACUUACACACUUUUUUUCCUGGAUACAACAACGGCAAUAAGUACAACGACAAAUACCACAACAAUUCGAGCCACAAUAUGGCGUUCUCAACUGUUACAUUCUCAGCUGUUACAUGGAUUUGUGAUGCAAGAAUGGGAAAAGUGAAAGGGGGGAGAUUGCGCCUGUAGCAUUACAGAUUCCGCACAGAUUUAAGUGCUGUUUAGCCCUAGGCAAAUUUGUCAUGCGAAGCAGCUUGAUCGCGUGGAUGAUGAUGGUGCUUUUGCAUGACAAAUUCAUGUAACAGUUGAGAAUGUAGCGUUUGAGAACCCCAUACACAACCGCUCUAGCUCCGCCACGGGGUUGUACCAGCAUGGAGGUCCGAGCGGGCGCGACAGCGGGAAGGACAGUUCGACGUUCAGCGGCAAGAAGGGCGGAGGAAAUCGCUACAACGACAGCAGUGGAGGAGGGAAAUACGGGGGUGGUGGAGGGCAACAUCAGAGUGCUGGCAAUCACAAUCACAAUCAGAAAUACAACGACAACAAGUACGAGGGAUUGUAUGACCCUCGCAUUGGAACAGGUCCCGGGAAUACAAAUUCCAGUGGUGUUGGUGACAAUAACUACCACGCAAAUGGUUCCUCCUACAGCAACAUCAACCAGAUUAGUGGUGGCAAGGGCACAACGAACAGUAGCAGCUUCGAACACAAAGGUGCGGGCGGCAAGGAGCGUCAUUCCUCCGCGGGCGCGCGGUCCUUUCGCAGCAACAGCACGAGGCUGAGUUCGGUGUUGAACACCCAUAGCUGCAACGCGAACUUUGAUACCGGCUACGGCGGUGGGGUUUCUGGGUACAACAACGCGGGGAAGGACAGCUACUACGGAAGUGGGAAAGACCAGCAUCGUAGCAGUGGCUACUACGAAAAUCAAAGCACAGGAGCUUCGGGAAAUAGCGCGAAUAAACACAAUCACGGGUCCUCGUCGUACUGUGGCAGCCAUAAUUCCUCGGGAACUACUGCAGGUAAUAUGAGCGGCAGCGCAGCAAAUCUCAGCGAACACCAUCACGCGCCAUUUGGUAUGAAUACAACUAGCGGCCAGCACGAUCUACACGAUAAUUCUAUGCGCGAUACAAGUACUUCCAAGGGGACGAACAAUGCGAGCACCAGCGGGAUGAAGGGCCAGGGACGGGACGCGUCUUGCCACAACCCGGUUUUCACUUCUUCGGUGAAUAAGGAAGGAUCGAUCAGCAGCACGAAAACCUCGAGCUUCAACGGGAUUAUACCGCCCACCUUUGCGGAGUCCGAGGUGACGACGCACUUUAACUCCUUAGACGAGAAGGAAAACUUUUCCGCGGACGGGAGUCUCUCCGAAAAAUCCACAGCCAUGAACCUGGGUGGGACUACUACUGCCACGAGCGCUGGGCGACCAUCUGGCAAUCUUUCCUCGGUGGAUAAGGAUAACAACGCCAUCACCACCUCCACCGCUGCCGACCCCGACAUGAUGGGUGUGAAUUUCCACGGAGGGGAAAAAGAUUCCAACUCCACCAGCACUAGUGCUGAUGAUACGCAACACAAAUUUCAUCCUGACAUGCAGAUACCUACAAAACGCAUUUAUAACUUUUGUCAUGCCAAAUACACUACGAGAAGAGGCUUGUCAUGCCAGAAUGGCACCAUUUGUACGUCACGUCGUGUACAGGAAUAAAUUUACUGUGCAUAAUUCAGCAGGGAACCACGGCCGCCGGCCGCACGCCUGCCAGCACGACAAACGGGGUCACGCCGGCGAGCCACGAGAUGAACAGCGUGGGCGGAGGAGAACAUAUAAGUGGGACCACAACAAGUUCUUCUUGUGUGAAUAACACGGAUAAUGACCAGAACGUCGCAGGGUCCUCGUCGUCGAUCAGUAAUAGCACCCUGCACGACGUCGACCAGACUGGUGCACCCUUGCGCCGCUCUCGCGAGGAAAAGGGCGGUGGCAAGAUGAACGUGGGAUCAUCAAAGCGCCAGGGGUCGAAGAGCAGACAGGGAAAUAAUAAAUCCUUGAACCGGGCGGGGUUGUACAACAGCAAUUAUGGGACGUCGACCACGAAUGAAAGUAGUACUACCCAGGAGCUGCACGAGCACGAGGGUUCAUCUUACGGCAAUUAUGGUUCUUCAUCUCGUUUGUACAAUGAUAGCAACGAAAGUUCUACCUGGAGUCGUGGCAGUGGUCAACACCACCAUCCGCAUUGGACUGCUAAUGGCGAGAGUCUUCAGAAAAACAAUGCGAACAAGUACAACAGUAACACGACAACUUCCUCGUCCACCCGAGCUGCAGAUUCCUCUGGCGGCAACGGGGACGGUGGGGUCAGCAAUGCGACGCUAAUGAACAACUCUGGUGGAAGUGGUAGUGCAGCCACGAAUAGGACGAGUUCUGCAGCUGCAAAAAUGGGCCUGUAUAAUAAUUCUGGCAACCAGAUGAACAAUGUGAAUCAGCACAACAACGCGGAGAACUGGCACCCGUCGCUGCGAGCAACCCGGUGGGAAAACAAGAACAAUCUUGGUUACAGCAAGUACAGUAUCACCAAUGAAAAUAGUACCAAUUAUAAUUCUAGCUGCGGGGGCGGUGCGACCUCUUAUCAGGAGCAGCAAGCAUGCGAACAACAGCUGGCGCACGAUGGUGAUGCAACGAGCAACUCCCACGCCACACGGCAAAUCGACAUUUGCAUCGACAAGCCAGAGGACUUUCACCGAGACAUUUGCGUGACCGAUAGCCAGAUGAUGCGCGACGGCAGUGCUGGAACUACUGAAAAUCAUCUUCAACAAGCGUCAACCAAUAAUCCCAGCCCGUUGACGACCACAUCCGGAACAAGCAACCAAGACUCUCUGCAAAACACCCUGACCGCCAGCCAGCUGGACGUCGGAAUGAACCACCUCUCGACGAAGCCCAAGCAGCCCGAAUUGGAUCCGGAGGCCGUGUUCCGCGAAGCGCAGCGGUUAAAGCAGAUGAAAUCGCACCUCGGCGGGAAGAAGAAGGAAAACAAGGGCGGGAAAAAGCAGAAAAAGCAAAAAGACGUCAUGAAUAUGAACGCGCCCCCGCUGAACAGUGCCGCGACGAUGUCAUCUUCUUCCACCGGGAAUAACAAACUUACGGGAACAUCAAGUGCUGGAUCCUCGAUUUCGAAAAGUGUCUGUGUGUCGACGUCAAUCGAACAACAAGAGCAGCUAUUGAUGUACAACUCUGGCGCGGGAGCGGUUCCAGCAUCUGCAGCUUCGGGCUCAUCUUUUUCCACAGCCAGUGUUGGACAGCAGCAAUAUCAAUAUGGAAAAAAUCACUUCCAACAGGAGCCGAAAUUGUCGAUGAUCUUGCGCGAUUCCUCAAGUUCGACGGCCUCCUUUGGGGAAUUGGAGCAAGGAACCCCCGCGGCGAGUGUGUUCACACCGGCCGGCGGGUGCAGCGUCACGAGUGUAGACGUGAAUUCCAUUGCCAGCGCCUCGAACAGGUACUUACCAUAGUAAGUACUCACAUGUGAAGUUAUUUUUUUUUUCAGAUGAUUGUGAAAUCCGGAUUGAUUGAUGUUCCAAACAGAACUAGUACCUCGACCGAAUUCAUUUACUAUUUUUGUCAUGAUGAGACGUGCUGGAGCCAUCACUUAAAGCACGACGCCACGCACGGCGUACAAACAUGCACACGGAAGAAAAAGGCACACAACAUCAAACCUCAGGCACAAGAUGCCAGACCAAACGCCAGCCGCAGUGAACUACGCCCCAGCUACGACCACUUCCGCUAGCAUGAGCAUUCCUGAACAGCAGCAUCUUCAUCACCCGAGCAGCUGCACUAGCGAGUCUACUGACGCGCAGAACAUAAACAAGGCCGCUGAAGCGUUGAAAGUGGCACGGAAGUUGCUGAAGCAGGUGAACGCCAAAGCGGUGAGCACCGUAACCGGAGAGGACAUCUUGCCGAAUGUGAUCGCAAAAAAGACGAAAAAGCAGAAGCAACAACUGCUGCUGACGUCGCAGCUGUUGGAGAAAAAAACCGCUGCAAAUAACUUUGUUCCCAGCGGGGGCGUAGUAGUUGCCCCCGCGAGCUCGGCCGAGACCACAGCGGAAUCUCCAAUGAAUUUCGACGACGCAGCAGCGAGUCGGAUGAUGCUCGGUGCGAGAGGUCGUAGUCUUGAUGCUAAUGGUUAUUUGCCUCAUCAAGAAGAGCACAACAGUUCUUCCGUAAUCGGCGCCGGCGGGGCGGGGGCCGCUCCUGGGGCACACGGACCAAAAACCGCCCCGCGUGCUGGGGAUCUCCCUGCUUUCUCGAGGCUGGUGCAACAUCAAGGAGACGUUCAUGAUGCGGCAGUCACAUCACAAGGAACUGGGUCUCCUGCUCUGGGUGGUGAUUCAGCGCCGACCACGACUGCGGUUCUUUCUCCAAAAAGAUCAGCCCCCUCCACGACAUCUUCAGGAGCUCCUUCACCGGCAGGCAAACAGCGGCGGCGCCCGACAACUUCCGGCGGGUCUUCCGCAUUCGCUUGCGCGGGACGAGACACGGUUCGGCGGUGCGGAAAAAGAUGUGGCAACUUCGCCACCACCCACGGCAAAUGCAUCACACAGCAGGUGCUUGGGUCCAACGUCGGAAAAAACAUGCAGAAAGCCUACCGAAACAGCCUGCAGUGGUGCAGAAAGAUGAAAAGGUACACGACUCAGCCGAAGUUGUCUUCUAGUACUCUGGGUGAUUCCGUUACGUCCGCUAGUGGCGCAGCUACUUCUGAGCAGGCGGAUGGUGCAACAGCGAGCACAGCAACUUCAAUCAUUUCCCCGGCUGCAUCCGCGAUGACCAAUAAGGCAUCAACGUCAAGCUCCAGCUCCUCCGCAGAUCAUGGUAGUAGUGCCACAAGAACUUCCUCGCCCGCCUCCACUGUAAGAACGACAUCCGCGGACAAGACGAAUAAGUACAGCUACGUGAACAUCAAGGACUGCUGCCUUGAAUAUCCGGCGCUCACUUUUCGCUUCCUCGUCGCCAAGAAGCGGCAAGUCUGCCACUUCGUGAUGGAAAAAGUGCAAACCAUGCUGCGAAACCUGAAGCGCUUUUACGUGUUUGCCAACAGCAAGGACAGUCUGCCCAGGACCUUCGAAUUUCUGGUGACGCAGUUGGUGCACGGCAUUUUGCUGUCGAAGAAGGGGUACCGGAAAGUUGUGUACGUACGGAAAGUACUCGAGCAAGGAGUAUCGGAAGGAUCAGGAGCGGAGUUUCAGCACAGCAUUUCGGGUCAGGACCACGACGAGAGCAGUAGUAACUACAACUCCGGACGAGCAUUUUCACAAGGAGACAACUCUUCUGCGAAUUCCGGUUAUAACCAUUCACAAUAUCAAGCCGAGGACCACGGAGGCGAAGUUACUACAUUACAGCAGAACAGCAGCAGCAGCAGUCACAGUAAUCAACAUUCUAAGCCAGUGAAGAACUCUUCGGUCCGGGUAUCCUUGAACAAGAAAACGCACAUCAAUUUGAAGAGCAAACAGCAGAAACCGAGCUUCUGGCAGCGGAUCCACCUGCCGCCGCUCGUAUUGCAAGGAAAAAUCCCCCGUCCCCAUAUUGAAAAGGACAUUACUUGUGAUGCUGGAUUUGCGUACACAAAUCCACUUGUAUUGCUAGAAGGCCAAGAGACGCAGAUGCGGCCUAAAUUGUAGGCGAUAUGUCAUGCUUUUUCCCACUUACAGUGGCCUCCUGUGAUGCUGAAGAUGCAAAGUUUUCCCACGCCAGCAAGCAGUACAGUCCGCAUCUUUUGCCUUCUAGCAUGACAACAUGAUUUGUGGUAGCAAAUCAUGCUACACAAAUCUCCGUUUCGGUAUGGGGAGGGGGGAUUUUUCAUUUUAAUAGCUCGAUUUGGAAAACGAGUUUGAGUGCAGGUUCACGGCGGACUAUCUGUCUCGGCAAGUGCUAUCAAAUGUAAAAAUGUCUGGGUCUGGAAGAAUGCAACUUGUGAUGCUGCGUUUGGAUUCCAAAAAAAUCUGUAUUGCAUGAGUACCAAAGGGAAUGCAAUUUUCGCUACGCUGAGAAGGCAUUUUCCAUGCGGAAUAGGCAUCAAGAAGCCCUCAAAAAAUCUGUAUUGCUAGGGUAUGGAUCACAGACAUCAUGGCUCAUGCAAAACGUGCAUGACAAGUAUCAGAAUCUUCCAGACCCAGACAUUUUUACAGUUGAUAAGUGCAUUGGAAGUACUAUGUGGAAGCACUCUUCUCCGCCACUAUGGAUACAUCGUACGGCAACAUCAUCCCAGAUUCCGCGGCGCUCUCCAACGCGGCGAAAGUUUUGGGCGAAGUAGGGGAAGAUGAUUGUGACCACGUCGAGGACAAAAAUCCCCGGGCGCGUGGUCGCGGCGCAGCUACAGAAGAGAUGAACACCAACUACCAGGGAACAACAUCUUCAAGUGAUGGCUCCUUUUCAUCAUCUUCUACUUCUGAGCACUCCUCGUCCAGUUCUACUUCCGCAGGAGCAGACCAACAGCACGCGUCGUCCAACGGGGCCGAACAAGACGCAGAGCACGCGGGUUGUUCUAGUGGGGGAACAAGCGUAAGCAGCUCUAGUAGUACAACUACGUCGUCCUCGACGAAGAUUAUCAACAAGUACCGGCCCGCGAACCGCAACAGUAAGAAGGAACAUCACGCUGCUGCAUCAUCAUCUGCCAGCAGAGGACAGUUGUCAACAACAACAGCUUAUGAAUUGCAAAAAUGUCUGGGUCUGGAACAUUGCAACUUGUGAUACUGCAUUUGGAUUCCAAAAAAAAUCUGUAUUGCAUGAGCAGCAAAGGGAGUCGAUUUUUGCUACGUGGAGAAGGGAUUUGUCAUGCUGAGUAGGCAUCAAGUUCAAGAUGCCAUCAAAAAAUCUGUGAUGCUAGGGCAUGCAUCACAGACAUCAUGGCUUAUGCAAACGCGAACAGAUAGGCAUGAAUUUAGCAUCUCCGGCUGGUAGAGCAAUCGGCUACCGAGGUACGUCAGGGGGCGUAGCUACAUCAAUCAAUCAAUCAAUGCAAAAUGUGCAUGACAGGCUCCGAGUCUUCCAGACCCAGACAUUUUUGCGCGUGAUACAGCUGGCACCAGUACUGCAACUUCUUCUAGCUCCUCCUUCUCCUCGCCCUUUGGGAGCAGCACAGCUACUGGAUACAAUAGUAGCAACGCACGACAGAGCACCAGGUUUGCGGCUCUGCAGGCUCGCCGGGCGGGGUUAACUGGCAGUGCAGCGCAGAAGUGGGGGACAGCUGGUGGACACGCGCGUGGUUCCUACCAAAAUCAUUUUCACCAGCUCUUGCUCAACCUUUUUGAGUACCUGUCCGCGCCCGGGCGGGCUUUCUUCCACGUGGCGGUUGUCUGCGUGUUCGUGUGGAUGUUUCUUCCGUGGUCGUCCUGGCGCGCGGCACGACAGCACGAGCAGCGGAGCCGACUGCUGAACGACGGGGGCGCGAAGUUAGACCAUUUGUUCUACACAGGAAUGUCGAACAAGAACGCCAAUCUGCACAACAUUAGAUCCGCGCAACAGUUGUACCAGUCCGGCGCAGUGUUCUCCACCGCAGGUAGUGGAGCUGUUCAUGACGCAUUUGUAGUAGGGCAGGAGCAUCAUCAGCCCGGGGAGCAAGCACCCACAGGCUUCUUUUCCUCGAUUUCACCCUUCCGGUUCCUUUUCGGCGCCUCCAGCAACGAGAGAGCAGUAUUACAGUGAAAAAGGUUCCCAACCCCAAAGUUGCAACAAUUUGUGAUGCGAAGUUUCCAAAUGAAAAGCUUUUGUCAUGCAUGAAAGAAAUAUGAAUCUUUGUGAUGCAGAGUCUAGGCGUAUAUAGCAUUGCUUACAUCACAAGCGCCGCUCCUGCUGGGAUCUUUUGCAAUACAAAUUUUCGCUAUUCACGAUUUGAAAUCUGUGAUGCUGCUAGAUGCAAGGGGACGAAUGUUUCUGUUGGAAAGGUUUGCAAUACAAAUGCCCCCGCCAAGUUCGGGGGUGGGGGCGUUUUUCAUUGUGAUAAGCAGCGCAAAGAGUUCCGGAUUGGUGGGCGGAGAACGCCGAGGCGACGACCGUGAAAAAAGUGAACAGUGGAAAUGCAAAGGGAGGAAGAAAUACGAGUUGCAAAAAUAAAUAUCGAUCUGAGUCUGGACGAAAGUUGUCAUGCUGAUAUCGGAUGCGGACAAUUACAUCAAGGAAGGACACUUCUUCAAUACGGGGCCACAGGAGACGAGGACAAGUUUGCUAUAAAAUAUGGCGAUCUGUAGUUGCCCACUCUGAAAGAAUAAAAGAAGUCGUUUUAUAUAUGAAUCUCAUUCGAGGACCAGGAGGACAACUACUGUUCGCUGCGGACGAUGAACUUGCAUACCAAGCAUUAAAGUACAACCAUCUACUUUUUCAUCCGACCUCCCAGAUCGAGAAUUUGUAAUGUCGAUAAGAAGCGACACCGUGCACGCCAGCAGCUGGAUUUCGGACGCCGCAUACCGGCUUGCUAUCACGCAAGACUGUAUCGAAGGAAAAAACUGUUUCACUGUAAACUUGUGAUGCAGAAAGUGCAUUGCAGAAGUGUUUGUCUUGCUACACAUGCAAGACAUAUGGAAUUUCAAACGUGUUUUGAUCUUGCCUUAGGAACCUCGCAUGGCAAAUUUUCUUUAGUCAUUUAGAACAAACUUGUGAUGCAAAACUUGCACGCAAAGUCCUUACUUUACAAUGAAACACUUUUUCGUAUGAUAGGCUGGCAACACCACUGGACGGUCCUGGACAGCCCAAAUAAGGGCAUCAACGCCAACGGGGCUUCUACUACCGCGGGGAUGUAUGGAAGGCCCAUUGGUCCAGAGCAGUUCCCAUCAGAACGGUAUAAAAAGUCUUUAGUACGCGACAAUAAAGUGGAAGAAGUUCUAGCACUUACGUAGUUCAUCUUGCAUCAAACAAAAUCAAAGUAUUAACUUCUUCAGGAGAAUGAAUGUAGUUCCCGCUGAUGUCAACACCAUGCUGCACGUGAUAGGGAAUAAUUACCCUGUGAAUUAUAACAUCAAAGGAGCUACUGACUCACAAAGAAAGAUGAAAAACGCAGAAUGGUCAACACAGGAUCCACAACCAGCAGUAUUGGGCGCAGCACCGUGCUGCCUCCGGUAGUUCUGCGGGCAUGCACACGUUUGUGGAGCCGUCCCUGUCGAGCGACUGGUACGAGGAACAGCUGAAGGCGAACCGACAGGGCACGAAGAUGACCAAGCAGGCGCAGGUGGAGGACCGCAAGUUGCAGCGGCGGGAGGCCUAUGAACUGCCAAAGUAUCGUACUCGUAGUAAUCGCAGCCAUGCAUUACAAAUCUCCUUCUGAAGCUCAAUCCGCAUGACAAAUUCCAUUUUUCAUGCUGGGAGAAUUUGUCAUGCGAUUUCUACUAGUACGAUGCUUUUGCAUUUCAUAAGGCCAUGCAUCGGGAGAAGCGGAUGCAGAGUCUGAAGCGGCUGCUAUGAAUGGCAAAUAUGUGGUCUGGGUCUGGAAACUUGUAAUGCAACUCAGCGAAUACCAAGCACUCUGUAAUGCACCGCCAAGCAUGACAGGUUUUUUCGUCGCGCUGUGUUGCGUAUUCCGCAUGAGAAGCUGCGGUAUUGCACGACAGGCAGAGAGAGCUGUUUGUGGCCACGCAACACAGAGUCCAGAGUCAUGCCAGAAAAGCAUGACAAAGGCAAAGCUCGCAAUCUUCCAGACCGAGACACAUUUGCGUUUGAUAGCUGCUCUCGGAAGACAACAAGGACAACGCGGAUAUUGACCUGAUCGGCAUCCAAUUGUACGAGCAAGAGAUGCAGAACGCCAAGGACGCAUACGAUGUGUUCACUUCGGGCUAUGGGAGUCUCAAACGUUACAUUCACAACCGUUCCAUGAAUUAGAAUUUGUAAAGAUGCAAGAAUGGCAAAAGUGAAAGACGGAAGAGUUCUUGUAUGUUCGUGCCUUUGGCACGUACAGGUUCUUUGGCGCAGAUUGUUCCGAUGCUAUCUAGCUCGCUAAGAACUUCUUGUUCUUUGCACGCGAAGCAGCUUGGUCAUCCAGAUACUGAGGAGAAUUCUGCAGGCCAAAAUAAAAUCCAUGCAACAGUGGAGAGUGUAACGCUUGAGAACCCCAUAAGGGCAGUGGGCCGCGGAUGGCUAUCCUGCGCAGCAGCAGUGGCGGUGGGCCUUCAUCUCAACAAACGGGGAGUGCUGCUGGGGAACAUCAACAGCAACAGCACGGGGGCGGUCAACAUGCGCGCACGACGAGCUCCUCCGUGGGCGGCGGUUCCCGGCGCGACCACAUGUACCACGUCGCCAUGGGCCACCACCUAUCAAAUGCAAAAAUGUCUGGGUCUGGAAGAAUGCAAGAUUUGUCAUGCAUAUUUCUCAUGACCCAUGAUACCUGUAAUGCUUGAACUAGCAUCGAAGAUUUUUAGAGGGCUUCCUGAUGCACCUUCCGCAUGAGAAAUGGCCUGUCUGUGUAGCAAAAACUGCACCCAUUUUGCUGGUCAUGCAAUACAAUUUUUUUUAGAGUCCAAAAACAGCAUGACAAGUUGCAAUCUUCCAGACCCAGACAUUUUUACAUUUGACACCACCCAAGUAUGACCCUGCACGUGAAGGACAAGGCCUACCUGCGCCUGCUGCAGGACUACGAGAAGAGCGGGCGCGCGGUAUUACAAUGCAAAAUUCCCCCUCCCCAUAUAAAAAGAGAAACCUGUGAAGAUGCAGAUUCGUGGUAACAAAUCAGUUUUGUGAUGUUAAAAGGCAAAAGAUGUGGACUGUAGUGCUGGCUAGCAUGGGAAGGCCUUGCAUCUCCAGCAUGACAGGAGGCGACUGGAAGUGGGGAACAGCAUGAAAAAUUGCAUGCAAUUCAGGCCACAGCUGCGUGUCUUGGCCUUCUAGCAAUACAAGUCGAUUUGUGUACUCGAAUGCAGCAUCACAAGUUUCGUUUCCGAUAUGGGGAGGUGGCCUUUUUCCUUUUGAUACGCGGAGGCCGAGGCGGCCGUAGAGGAACACAACCAGCAUUUCGCCGCCGCGCAGAUGGGCAUGUCGGUUGAGGAGUACAAACAGCGGCUGGAGCAGAUGCGCCGCGGGGACGAGGCUGGGUACGCGCCAGAGUUCGUGCAGCAAUUUCAUUCCGUGGCGGACCGGAUCCUGGCGACCAGCAACGUGGGGGACCCGCAGUUCCGGUAUCAAAAGGAAAAAUCCCCCCUCCCCAUAUCAAAACGGAAAUCUGUGUUGCGGGAUUUGUCUACACAAAUCGCAUCUGUCUUGCAGUAGAGGACUGUACGCAGCUCGCAAGCUUAGGCAGGGGCCUUUUGGUCGUGUAGGCGUCUAGCAUGGCAGACGUCUGCCGUGUAGGCUUUACAGCAUGACAAACCGCCCGCAGAACGCGGCGGGCUCUCUGAGUUUGCCUUCCGGCAAGACAGGCAGGGUUUUUGGUCACAAAUCUGCAUCACAAAUUUUCACCAGAAUACGUUUUCAAUAUGGGGAGGGGGGACUUUUCCUUGCAAUAUCCGGCACUUUCUCACCAUUCAGCUGGCGCAGCUCACCCAGCGCGGCCUGCUUUCCCCGACGGACGUGCUGGCCAUGAUACGGAAAAUUGUCAGCGACGACAUGGUCAACGAGGAAAUUCACAACUACAUCCACAUGACGCUGGUAUGUUAAACUCAAUUUUGGAUGAAAAGAACUCAAUGGUAGCAAUUGGCUGGUAUGUAAUAUGUUCAAACUCAAUGUUAGCAACUUUUAGCUGGGUGGAAAAUUAUGUAGAACUAGAGCUUGUCCUCGACCUCGUAAGACCCACGACGAAUAACGAUCACUAUGUGAGUGCAUGGAUACUAGGAGGACAUCCACAUCUUCAUCUCACAACUGAGCCACUUUACUCCGAUCGGUUUCGGCAGAUCUGCUUCUUUUUUUCCUGCUUUUCGUUCCAAAUUUUAGAAAAGGAUCUUGUACUUGCGGUGUAUGUAAUUUGUCCUUUUGUUUCUACAAUGGAUCACUUUUAGUUCUUGUUUUGUUCCCCCUCGGCCUUGCUGCAGUUGUAUGGAUCUUGCUUGUCCACUUUCAUGGGCAAUCAGUUUUUUUUUUCGAGUACUAGUUAUCUUCCCCAUCAAAGUACUAGAUCAUGAAGCACAAACACCAAAUCAAUUCCAAGGAUUCCAACGAAGUGUCGCAGUACGGUCGCUUGCAAUACGAGCGCACCUACCAGCGGCUGCAGAACAGCCACUCGGAAGAGAAAAUGCAGCAGGCUUACCUACUAUGAGCAAAAAACCCCGCCCCACCUCGUCCCCUCAAUACAUACUCAGUAAAUGUAUUUUGACUCACGGUUGUGGUGAGUUGCUCUUGUUCUCUGUAGAGCUGUGCAGGCAUGGCGUUUCUUAUUCGUUGUAUACUUGGGAGGUUAUUACCCACGACGUGAGUCUUGCAUGAAGAGGACAGAGUGCUAUUGCUUUGUGUAGUUCGUUGUACUGAAAUCGCGCCAGAGAAGACUGGUAUUUUUAGAUUCUCUUGCUCUAUUGUCUAAUAGAAAUGAGGGGUACGUAGGGACUUUCUUCGAUUUGAUAUUGCGAGGCCUUCUUGCGGGACCAGCAUGCAAAGGAAGUAUCGCAAGAAAAUACUGUAGUUUCGCUGUGAGCUUGUGAUGCAGAAAAUGGAACACAGAACUACUUGUCUUGCUACACCUGCAAGACAUCGGAUUUUGAAGCGUGUUUUCCUUUGGGAAGCGCGCAUGACAGAUUUUCAGUGUCAUGCGUAACAAACUUGUGAUGCAUAUCUUGCAAGAUCAUCACAGUGAAACAGUUUUUUCGUGGGAUAGGAAGUGUACCGCAGCCAAUAUUUUCGGCAGUUGCACGCCAUGGGACUGUAUCAAAUGUAAAAAUGUCUGGGUCUGGAAGGGUUGGAACUUGUAAUGCUAGCUCUCCAUACCUAGAAAAUCUGUAUUGCGUUACCAACAAAAGUCGCGACCUCUUUUGUACAUGCGAAAACGCAAUUUCUCAUGCGGAUUGCCUAUGAGAGAGCGUUCUGGAAAGUUGUCAUGCUGGGUUGCAUUCGGAACUCUUUCCAUCAUCCACAUUCUAGCAUCACAAGUUUCCAGACCCAGACGCAGACACUUUUGCAUUUGAUAGACUGAUGGGGACGGCACGCCAGCUCGAUCAGCAAACCGUUAUCCAUUGCAAGAGUUUGUCGUAUUUCGUACACUAAAAAUUAUCGCAGUCAAGAACAUCAUGCGACGUGAGAGAUCUUCUUUCCUACCUGAUGUCUAGCAUGACGAAUUGCUUUUUGGAUCUUUCGAAAAUUUGUUUUGAAAAUAGAAGCAACGCGAUGGAUAUUACUUUUGCAGUGCAUAACCGUGUUGCGGCAGCAACAGCGGGAGCUGCGCAUUCAUAUGCACCACGCGGUGGCGGCACAGCACGCGGCCAAGAGGGCAGCAGAAAUCCGCGCAGCAGAACAGAGAGCAUUCUAUUACGAGAGAAACAAGCAGACGCGAGGCAGCAGGGGGCGGCGAGCAGAAGAUAUUGACGAAGACGACGACGACGAUGUGUAGAUAGAAAAAUAGUAGAAGUUGUUCGAGGAGAUGUUAACGGUGGUUUUUUCUUGUGAAUACAGAAGGAGAUUUAGUAGCGAAGCAGAAGUUUGAAAGAAGAGAAGUCGAGUGUCAAUAAAGAAGAAUUGUUCGGAACAAGAAUCUACCAGAGAAUAAAGCAUGAAUUUCGAGAAUACAGUGAAGCACCAGAACGGCAACCCAGUGAUCAAGAAUAUCUACGCAGCAUGACCGCAAAACAAGUACUGCUAGCUUAGGCGCACACGUUUCUGCAUCAAAGUCAAGAAAGUGAAUGACUUUCGACAUGCAUUUGUGUGACCCGGGGCCGGAAAUGAACAUUUUAUGAAUUUUUUGUCAUGCCGAUGCUGUGCUGCUAUUCCGAUGUGUGCGUCUACCGGUACGAUGUUUGUAGUUUUUGCACGGGACAAAAGAGCAGUGACGAGUAUCCAACACGAGGACGCAAGGACCAGACCAGCAGCUCUACCGUUUAUUAUCGCAUCUCGGUACCAGCACAACGUAAGACUAAGAUUUUUCUGAUAUAUGCACUGCUACAUCUUCGCCCCCCCCCCAGAUAUAAUAAAUAAUAUUUGAGUCGUUUGACGCUGUGAUCUUUAUCACCCCGAACCACUUUUGACUUCUGCGGCUUUUUUCAAGAGCUCGGCGAUCUUGCCCUCGGAUCCUGAGUCUUUUAGGAAAGCGUGCAAAGCAAAAACGCGACCGAUCCAUGAUAAUUUUUGAAGAAUUUGAAUUUGUUUGAAGAUCAACUUUGGUGGCAUUUUCUUGGCUAUGUUUUUUUUGCUGUGACAGAGAUCUCAAGCAGAGGCAAAGCUUGAUUGUGUGUGUGGGUUUUUUUUCUUUUAAGAUGAAAGAGACUUGAGUGAGUAGGAGUACGUUGAAUUGCAAUGGUGUCUGGCGAUAAUGAUGGAACCUUGAAUGGUUGAAAUGAUGCAUUUCCAUGUAAAAAUAAAACAUACUACAGCUGAACAAGCAGUACAGCCAGCCUGCCGGGUAUCACAAGAAUGAAACUGUUUCACUGUACUAAACUCGUCAUGCGGAUGGAGAUCACGAUGCAGCGCAGAUUUGUUUGUCUUGCUACACAUACAAGGCAAUGCGUUUAUUUAUUUGGCUGUGCUUUCAUCCACUUCUAGUGAAUAGUACGCAUGGCAAAAAAAUUCUUCGUCAUGUAGAGCAAAUUUGCGAUGCAAAGCAUGCAAAAUCUCAUCAGAGCACAUGAAGCAGCGUUUCCGUGCGAUACCAUGUUACCGCCCGGCAUUUCGCUCGACGACAGCAAGCGAGUGCGUGGUGAUUUUAUAGUGGAACCCAUGCUAUACGGCUACAGGCACGAGGGGCGACAAGUGUGGCAGCCCCGUUUCCGCCUUUCCUACUUUUACGAGCCCGCAGAAAUUGACAGGAAAUUCCGACGAAGUAAGAUAGUUUCUGACAGCGAGGAGGGAGAAGAUAUUGACGAGGAGCUGUUACCAGAUCAUGAUGAAGAACAACAGGAAGUCUAUGAAAGCGAUCACGACGAUAGCACGACGAGCACCACGACCGGAAGUAUUAAGCUGCGAGAGGUGAACCAGAACGAAAAUGUUGUAAGAGACACAACAACAACAAAAACAUCUUUCGACGAAUUGAAGCAACUGUUGCAGCAGGAGUACUUUGAAAAUUCUAGCCCUGGCACUGAUACGCCAGACCUGAGCCGUGCCAACACCAUGGAGGUUUUGGAAAAGCUCCGCGAACAGGCCGAGGAAGAAGCCGGAUUGCUUUCAUCUGAAGAUGAAGAAGUGCAAGAAAAUGAUGUCAAAGUUGUACUAGAUGCGCAUCAUGAUGAGAAGUCUUCUUCAGAAGCUCCUGCUGCCCCAUUAAAUAUUACAAGAACUACCCCGAAAACAAGAACAUCAAGCACUGCUGCAACGACCAGCGCUGAUGCAGAAAAGAAAAAACACGACGAAUACGUCCACGCCUUCGAUGUUGCUGCUCAAGAAGGAGAUGCAACCUCGUCCUCCUCUCCAGUGGAGGACCACGACGACGAAGAGAGUGUAAGAAGAAGAACAAGCGAAGUAGAUUUCUUCUAUCUUGACCGAUUCGGGCCGAAAAACUUCGUGUAUCCCAGCCUAGAGGAGCUCGGGCUGAUGAGCGAGGACGACAUCGCCCGGGAGAUGGUAUCGCAAGAAAAAACUGUUUCACUGUGAACUUGUGAUGCAUAGAAUAGAACACAGAACUAGUUGUCUUGCUACACCUGCAAGGCAUAGGAUUUUUCAGCGUGUUUUCCCUUGGAAAGCGCGCAUGGCAAAUCUUCUGUGUCAUGUGUAACAAACUUGUGAUGCAGAUCUUGCAAAAUCAUCACAGUGAAACAGUUUUUUCGUGGGAUAGAUGGCACUGACCGCCCAAUACGACUCUUGGAACAACCUCACGCUGCCGGCGGACAAGGCCACUCGGGUCACCGGGUACGCGAAUGGGAUUUCGGAGGAGUACAAGCGGCACGUGUAUCCUGUGCAAAAGUAUCGUAUUCGUAUUGCAAGGAUGCAUAUACAAAUCUUUUUCUUAAGGUAAAUCAGCAUUACAAAUCUCAUGCGGAGGAAAUUUGUGAUGCGUUUCUACGAGUGCGAAUGCGAUACUUUUGCAAUUCAUAACGUGGAAAUCUUGUGGCGCGAGGGCAGCCUGCCCAAGCUCCGCAUGCUGACUAUGGGGUUCUCAAACGUUACAUUCUCAACUGUUACACGAUUUGUCAUGCAAAAUAACCAUGACCCGCCAGACGAUCGAGCUGCUUCGCAUGACAAAUUCCCGGAUGGCUAAAUAGCACUGUAAUCCGCACCAAACCUGUAAUGCAAGACGCGCAAGGUUCUCUCUCUCGCCUGUGCUAGUCUUGCAUUACAAAUUCAUGUAAGUUGGAUCUUGGCUUGCUCGCCACACUACUAUGGUGGGUGAGUUUUCUGGGUUGCUGUCGCUUCGUGACUUUAUCUGUUGUCUCGUCCUCAUUAAUUAGUUUCCGCUCCGACAUGCAUGACAAACUACUUCAUUUUGCAUGCGUUCGCUCUGUUUUUUAGUUCCCAUACAGUCUCCGGGUAGUGCCGUGAUUGCGACCUUCCUCCUACAACUGGAUUCGACAUGUGGCUGCUGAACGAAUUUCCUCCGCGUGGUGCCGCUCAAUCGAGAUGGAUACGACACCGAUGAUACGAUAUUGGGCCUGAACGUUCUCGAGCACCAGAGUGCCAAUCUUCAGUACUCCGCCGGCGGCGAUCAGAUCACCAGGCAGUAGAUUUCAGCCGCAUUGUCCGAGCCUGGGGCUCAACCGACCCGCCCCCCACACACAGACCGGCUUCCUUCACUUGGCGUGUGUAAGGACUGAAAGUUUUAAAUUUAUACUUUGAGCACUAGAGCAUCCUGACAUGAUGAGUUUCCUUGUACUCGAUUCGCUUCUCGAGCUACGAGGGACUCGAGGUAGGACUUCGUUAAUCGGUUUCGUUCGAUUUUGUAUUUUGUUCGCUCUUCGACAGUCCGCCCCGCGAGAUCGAGUUGCUCGCUUCUGUCCUGAGAUCUUCUCGCCCGACAUCGCUUUCGCUUUCGAUCUCGAGUGAGGAUCGAUUUUCGCUUCGCAAAUUGGCCCUCCGUUGAGGUGUACCUCCGGAAUGAGAGUCGCUUUUUUGUUUUAGUAAGGAAUGCGUCCACAUCAGACGCAGUUCCUGCCUUGCUCGUGCGCAUACGUACGUAGAUCUCUUGACAUCCGUCUCGAGGUUUAGGGUCGGAGCGCUCUCAGCACUGCUGAAGCUUUAGAACCAGAUGGGAGUGCACGCCCGGACGGAUCAGAGCACAAGGCUUUUUGAUAGCGCUUUUUUCCAAAUGGCUUCAUAAUUCGCUUACUCUGCUGCCCCCCUUUUUUCCUUUCCCCCGGGCCCAACUGGCGCCAAGCAGUUUUUCUCUUUGCGUGUCCCCAUCCGGACACAUCGGUCUAGGUUUAGGUUUAGAUAUAGGACCAUCAUAUGUCGUCCGCCGCAGCCGCUGUCCCGACCACCCACAGCUCCAGCGACGAACAUCUUCUUCCCGCCUACCGCCCCGGAACGCAGUGGCGAUGGGUUUCAGGGUUUUUAGGGAUUUAGGGUUCUAGUCAAAAUUUAUACUUUGACUCUGGAAAUAGAAAAAACUAAAUUUAGAAUUUGACUUGUCUGAUGUUAACCUCUCAUCUACUGCGGUUUUUAUACUUCGGCUUUAUGGUGCUUAGCACCUGGGUCCUUGGCCGACCCCCCAGAUGGCUAUUUACUCUCGCUGCAGGCUCGCUCCCCUGCUCGCGUUCUUUGUGUGGACUAUCUUGCCGUUUGUGUUUGUAUCGUAACCUAUGUGCCCACUGCGUCGUGCUAUACUAGAUGUCUAUUAUUUACAUGAAAAACGAUAUGAGUAACUCCAUCUGCGCAUGUAUUUCUGUUUAUUAUUUUUUUAGUUCUCUAUGCCGGCUCGCGCCCCGGCUACGAUUCUGUCUUGAUCUGUCUCAUCCGGCCCGCUUCCCGGUAUCUGUCUCUGUUUUUUUAUCUCCUUGUGGUUCCACACCCACCGCAUUUAUGGCCCCUGCGACUGCCGACGUAGACUUAUUUUGGGUUCGCGUCCCCAUCUUUGUCCUCCCCUCAGCCGUAUCCAUGCGUUUGGCGCGUGGUUACACAGGCCGGGAUCGAGGCUUAUGCAUGCUUAUUUUCUUGCUUGUAUGUGGCGACUUGCAUCUUGGUCGGCGUCGCAUCGUCUUACCUAUUUGUCCGCCGCGUCUUACCUACUUCAUGAUGAGCCUUAGAGGUGACAUUUCUUGCUGCUAGUGCAUUACUCGCUGGUGACUCGUUGCCAUGUGGAUUUUGACGCGUGCAUAGUUGCAACUUUACAUCCUCGCCGUCGCCUGAAAUAUACCAAUUACAUAUUUACUUGUUUCGGAGGCCCGCUUCCCUCCUAGCUCUAGUUUCUUCAGCCGAUCCGAAGGUAGUUUCUUUGUGUGUGCGCUCUGGUUUUUCGAUAUCGAGCACUGUUUCGCAUGCAAAAUCGGAAAACCGCCUCUGAUCCGUGUGGUCUGGGGACACGUUGUAUGAUUUCGAGAACACGCACCUACUAGCCCGAGGGGGUGCGGGAGCCUGAAAAAAAAAGAACGUUAUGCCGGCUCGCGCCCCGGCUUUGAUCUUUACUUCUCUUCUGCUCUCCGGCCCGCUUCCCGGUAACCAUGUCCAUUAUCUUAGGCUCCACAGCUCUUGCUCUAUGGCUCCCGCGUUUAUACCGACCUAGAAUUAUUUUGGGUUCGCGCUCCCACCUUUGUCUUCCCCUUUGUCGUCUAGCACGUUGUGCGUGUUAGUAUGGUGGCCGGGAUCGAAGCUUAUCCCUAUUUUUAUAUUUGUAUGCGGCGACUCUUCCGGUCGGUAGCGCGUAGUCUUUUUAUUUCGCUGCGGUUUACUCCAUGAUGAGCUUUGACGCACUUCUUUUUGGCUGCUCGUUCAUUACCCGCUGGCAGACACCUAUUCUGUCAUGCGAGUUUUGAUUUGCGCGCCUUCAUUCAUACCUUCACUGUGUCGCCUGAUCAAAAAGAACAGAUAGUUAUUUAUUUGUUUCGGAGGCCCGCAUCCCUCCUAUCUCUAGUUUCUUCAGCCGAUCCGAAGGUAGUUUGUAUGUGUGCCCUGGCUUUCCGAUAUGGAGCUCUGUUUUGCAUGCAGAAUCGGAAAGUCGCCUCUUGCACGGAGUUGCAUGGGGACACGUUAUAUGUUUUUGGGACCACGUACCUACUAGCCCGAGGGGGUGCGGGAGCCUGAAAAAAAAAAGUUAGACGUGCUCUGUUGGCGACAAGUAUGGACCGUUGGCGAACGUUAAGCGCAUGUUGGCGAUAAGUUGGACUGUUUGCGAAAGUAAGGAUAAGGAGGUGGCGUAAGUAGGAUUAUAUAUGUGCCCGAGGAUGAUGGUGAUGGCUUCGGUCCGCCUGACUCCACGACCUGGUGGCCGAACCAUCUGCGGUGAGGUGCCCUUACAGGUUGUGUAGUGGUUUCGGUCGGUUUAGCAUUACAAAUUCAUGUAACAGUUGAGACUGUAACGUUUGAGAACGCCAUACUGACCCGGGACGGGCAGGACCCGGAAAACCCGCAGCGGUUCCUGAAGAAGGUGGUAUGCGAAGAAAAAAGUGUUACAGUUACACAUUGUGUUGCGAAACAAGCAAGGCAGGCAACCUUUGCCAUGCAGGAAAUGCUUGGCAGCCUCAUUUCAUUCGUGUUUUCCCUUAUAGUCUGCGCAUCACAGGUUUGCUUUGGCAUGUCGAGCAACUUUGUGAUGCAGCAACUCCAACAAAUGUGUAACUGUAACACUUUUUUCGUGGGAUAGGUGGUCAACGAGGCCGACUACCUGAGCCUCCUGCUGCGAUACGAGCAACACUUCUCCGACCACGUUCCCGCCCCCAACCACAGCCCGGAGUUUUUUGACGAGUACGCAAAUCCGGACCAGGUGCGCGCCUUCUAUCUGCACAUGCAGGAGCGCAUCAUCCGAAAGAUCAACUUCGACCUCCGGACGGAUAACCACGAGGACCUGCCUCUCAUCAAGAAAGGCGCUUUACAGAACCGCCACAAGAGGAGCUUUAAAGCGUUCAGCUCCGGGGCUGUUGUAAACACUCCCGAUGAUUUUGAGUUCGACUAUUACGACGACGUCGAAGUAGGUGGAUUCACCAGUGAAGAUAGAAGUGCAACAACUUCGGAGGAGGUGCAGCUCCCCCCGCCGCUAGAAGAAGAUGCUGGGUCGCAGCGGCAGCACGACACGCGAGGACGGAACGAGUUCUACUCGCUAGAAGGUACAACUAGCUCCCCACCACGACCACGUCCGUUGCAAGCAGGAGAUAAGGAAGAGAAGCAAAAAGUCCGGCAACAUCGCCAGCCCAAUAACCACGCGGUAUUGAUCGGAUCUCUAGACGAUCGCGAUAUUGACUCAGAGGCUUCCACCUCCGUGCUCGGCUACUUGUACGGCGAACUGAAGCGGGUGGUGAGGUCAGGACUUGGUUUGGCGGAGGACGAAAUAUUAAACACCACUGUAAACUACAAAGUCGCUUCGUCAUCUGAACAGGACGAGAAGACAAAUAAACCAAGAACUAGUACAAGCGGAAUGUUGAAGGAUCAUGCCGCCGUACUGCAAGACAACAAUGAAGACGAGGACGUCUACCACGGCGAGCACCUGGAACAAACGACCACAGUGCAACAUCCCUUCUGGGACGGAGACGAUAUCGAGGACGCGGACCUCCCUGCGAUCAUACCCGCGCGGGGGCAAUUUUGCCACAAAGACGAAGAGCCACGGUCGCGAGGAGUAGAUCUACAACUUGAUGGUGAUCGUGCAGGAGACGAUGCGGAUGCUAAUUUCAUCCCUGUGGACGAGGAUGUUGUAUCCAGUACUGCCAGUGGAGGAGCUGCUUCAUCUGCAAAAAGUAGUAGAGCGACCUCGUCCUGGACGGUGAAUGAUAGCAGUAGUGGUAGUAGUUCUGCUCCGGCGGAUGAAGCGGAACACGAACCUAUUCUGAGUAAAAACAUCCCCACCUCCCCAGAGUUGUCAUGCAAUUCUGCAUGCCAAGAAAGUUUCUCAUGCGGAGCUCUAUGAGAAGCAUUUUCUGUUCGUGUUUUGGAAUUUGUGAUAAAUAUAAAUCAGCAUUAUAUGCUAGAUCUGUGAUGCUGCUGACCUACCUAAAACAGGACUACACUACGAGGACAAACUUAUCAUGCAAAGCAACCAAAGCUGGUUGAUUUGUCUAGCAGAUUUCCCAUCUUGACUCUGGUGUGGGGACGUUUUUAAUCAGGAUAGAGCCUACGACUUCGGCUGGGACAUCUUCAACCCCGAGCGAGGACGAGAUGGAUAACCUGGUCCACCAACACGACUUACAGGAGAUGCUGUAUGCAAGAAAAAAAGUGUGUAAGUGUAUAGUCUGUCAUUCAGAAAAUGCAAAACAGUUACACUUGUCAUGCUAAAAAUGCGUCACAGGCUAGAAGCUUCAUUCGCGUUCUUUCACGUACUGCCUACGCAUGACAACUGUUGUGUUAGACAGAUUUCCUGUGGUCAUGCUGUUCUUUCUCCAAAUUAUAAAGAGUUCUUACACUAAAGCACAGUUUUAUCCUGCAUAUGCUGGCCUUUCCGUUCAAUGCCUUCGCCAAGGAGAGCUGGGCCGCGUUUCCCCUCGACUGGCUCGUAGAAAACGUGAAGACGACACCACACCAGCCUGAGGAGAAGGAAAGGGAAGAACAAAUGAGCCGGACUUCUGUAGAAGCUCCCGGGGACAUCAGCGACAGGAGCGCUGCAAGAACGUCGAGUCCUUCUUCUACCAGUGUCGUGAAGCCCCUUCUCUCCUCGUCUUCCACGAAUGCUCAAGUGGGCAUCCUGGAGCAGAGUUGGUUGGCAAGCUUUUUCCCGGGCCAGGAGGUGAGUGCCGAAGCGGAACAGCACGAAGCGCAACUGUAUCCCGCGGUGCGGCGGCGGGCGGAAUUGUAUGCGGAGCACGGUUUUUAUGAGAGUGCACAACUCGUCCCCCUCCCCCUCAUUUGUAUGGCAUGAACAGCAAUUCAAACACCAAGACACGUGGAGCCGACGCAUGACAAGUUCAUGCGCCGACUAUCGUACUGCGUGGGCUUCCAGAAUCUGUCAUGCAAAGAGUGCUACAAGGAAGCGAAGCAACUGGGUUUGGGAUUUUGCAUUACAAAUGAGGGGGAGGGGGAGUUGUGUACUGUCAUAGGGUUCACCGAGAGAGGUACGCCGACGUUCUCAAGCACGCGCACGUCCACGUGGACGCGCGUCAGAAAAUUGCAAAGAACAUCAACUCCGAUAAAAACUUCUAUCCGUCUUUCGAGCAGAUUUACAAGGCCGAGGUGAUGGAUAUGGGAUUUCUAAACGUUAUAUUCUCAACUGUGUACGUGAUUUGUCAAUCAAAAUUAACAUCAGCAUCCACACGAUGAAAAGCUGCUGCGCAUGACAAAUUUCUGAAGGGCGAAACAGCAUGGAAUAAAUCUGUGCCGAAUUUGUAAUGCUAGAGUCGCAUCAAGCUACGCCCUUUGACUCUUGCCAUUCUUACAUUACAAAUUCAUGUCUUAACAGUUGAGAGUGUAACGUUUGAGAACGCCAUAAUGGACCGACAUCGACGUUUCCUCGUGAACAAGGGGAUGCUGUCGAAAGUGAGAGAACAGCUACACAAUUACUACCGUGCGAAGGACGAGCGCGACGAUGUUGUGUGGCAGAGACGAGAGGAGUUUGGCGACGAGGAAGAACUACAUCAAGGUGAGACCACUUCUGAUCCUCCCGCCACUGAUCGUUCUUCGUCGACCGCCAUUCGCGAUGCCGAUGCCAAACUGCAGACCGCCAUGCGGGAGAUGCGAAUGGCCGUGGAGAAUCCGAUUUCCGGCAAGCUCGAGUUCAACCCGUUACACCAGCAAGUGCAACGCUCCUUCCUUCGCAACCCUUCGGUCCAUGUGACUCACGACGAGCGCUUUCAGCCGGCCAAGCAGUUCAGCGAGGAAUUGCUGUUGUGCCCGUUGCAGACGAGCAGCGAACUGUUCCGGCUCCUUUACGACCGGCUCCUCCGGGAGAUGAGAAGACUAGGAUGGGAACGCUUCGAAAAGGUCUACGGGAUCGACGGUGAGGACACGACCAAGGGGCCUCUCAUCGGCAGCACCCCCGGAGAAGGAGGUGCUGCGAACAAGUACAAGGCGGCCGCCAAGAGCAAGCGCAUGAGUAGCAACAGCAUCCUGAAGCGGGUCGGCUUGGCGGGGGGUCAGGUCGAUGUGGCAAAUCGGUAUUUGGUGCACUCGGAAGACAACAAGCCCUACCUCAUCAUCCCAGUGCUGGUCCACGGGGACGACGGUACCAGACGACAGGACUUCUUGCUAAUCCACGAAUUUACCAAGACGAACUUCGGACACGAACUGCUGUGGCAGACGCCCACCCAGGAGUGGGUGCACGCGUAUUGCCUUUCCGAAGACGGCAGCGCCAUUAUCUGGGACCCGUGGUGGGAAGCCAUCGUGAAGCUGACGCCCUUGCUGGGGGCGUUGCGCCUCCCGAUGCCUUUUCUGGUGCACAACACCAACACGGGCCGCACCGAGCCGCUCCGCGUCUCGCAGCAAAGUGCUGCAGACCUAGCCGAGGAAUUCAGGCUCUCCAAGCAGGUUCCGCGCUCGUGGACGGGCCCGGAAACCAUGCACGAUGGUAGUACCACCGUCGCGGACGGAGAGGAUAAUAACUACAACGACGCCCCAGGAGGUAUGCUGAGCAAAAACGUCCCCAUACCAGAGUCAAGAUGGAAAAUCUGCUACACAAAUCAGCCAGCUUUGGUUGUUUUGCAUGACAGAUCUGCCAUCGUACUGUAUUAAUUAAUCCUGUAUAGCGAGUUCAGCAGCAUCACAGGUCUAGCAGUAUCAUUCUGGUUCUAACACCACAAAUUCCAAAACACGACUAGGUAAUGCAUCUCCUCGCGCUCCGCAUGACAAACUUGGUUCUGGCAUGCAGUUUUGCAUGACAACUCUGGGCGGGUGGGGACGUUUUUACUCAGAAUAGGAGGCCCAGACGCGGCCAGUCCUGUGGAGGAGGAACACGAAAAGCGUCGAAUGGAGGAAAAAAUGGAUGACGUGGUAUCCAAGGAAAAAACUGUGUAAGUGUAACUUUGUGUUGCAGAAAAUGCAAAACUGUUACCCUUGUCAUGCUGGACAUGCAUCAGAGGCUAUUUUCGUAGGUGUUUUCAAGUACUAGCUACGCAUGACAGAUUUUCUGUGUCAUGCAGCUAUUGCUCCAAGAAGCUUGCGCUUACACAAUUUUUGUCUUGCACACGUGAAGCGCUUCGUAUAUUCCCAUUUGCCGCCCGAAGUGUUUCGAAAUAACAAACCCGAAGCAUACAACAGCAACGCCGGGAUUAUGAAUCAUGGGAUUAAUACCCCUCCCCCUGGGCGUGGGGCAGCAGCAGGAGAGCGCCAACAACUACCCCAAGCCUUCGGCGGCAUUCGCGUUAUUCGGGCGUCGGAUCUGCAACAUGCUCAUGGUCAACAUGCACACAACUACUACCAGCACCACAACCAGCAUUAUAAUUUAUUUGGUGGAGAACAUCAACAUCUUCAAAACCUGCAGUACGCGCAACAAGCUGGAACAACUUCCAGUUCCACAACCGCCCAACAUCAAAUGAAGAACAGCAAUGAGAACAACCGCCACCGCGCCGCAGUUGCGGGAGGCGGCUUAAACCUCGUGCCAGGUGGCGGGGAAAAUCUGAAUCUUCUGCAGCAGCUCGAGGAUCUGCAAAAGCAAGGUCUUCAAGCCGAGGGCAUGCAACAGUCAGGUGCAGCUGCUGCACCUAGAGGGCAACAUCAAAGAACUUCUGGGAGCAAAAAUCUUCACGUUACUAAAACUGCCACUCCUAUGAAUUGCAAAAGUAUCGUACUCGUAUAAAUGCAUUACAAAUUUUCUCAGCAUGAGAAAUGAAAUUUGUAAUGCAGAUUUGCCUUGGAAACAAGAUUUGUAAUGCAAUGCUUGCAUUUAUACGAGUGCGAUACUUCUGCACAGGAUAACUCCGCACGUGGUGAACUCGCUAAGCGAAUUGGGAAACUUCGACUUGUCUGGAGCGAAGCUCUACCAAAAGUAAAAAUGUCUGGGUCUGGAUACUUGUGAUGCUGGGUGGCGUCUCAUGAUGAGGCUACAGAUGCUGGCUCAGCAUGAGAAGUUUCUGAGCUCCUGGGUGUUGCCAAUCCUGCAUGACAAACUGCGCUUCUGCAUCACAGAAAAGCGGAGCUCUUGGGUAACGGGCAUGACAGAUUUAAGAGUCAUGCCAGACAAGCAUGACAAACAUGAAUUCUUCCAGACCCAGACACUUUUACAUUCGAUAAGCUCAAAGUAGACUGGUUAGAUUGAAGAACUCGAACGCACAGUAGUUUUUUGAGGAGGAUACAACAUUUUUUUUCGCUUCGAUCGUAUGAUUUUUUUUUUUGCUAGCAGGACCAACAAGAGUGCAACACUGGAGUUUUUGAUGCAGCUUCAAUUCCUAGAAAAAAAGCAGACACGCUGCCUGCUCUUCCUAGAAAACAAAACGCAAUAAAUCAUGUUUUUAUAGAUACGAAUGUGCUGUAGCAGCUGCAGCUCCGGGGACCGGUGGGGUGGUACUUAAGCACCUUUCCGAGCACAGACUCGAGUAGGUGCUCUGCUACUACUCGCCACGCUGCGCACUGAUGAGUGCUGUUUCAAGUACAACUACAAAACUAUAACAGAAUGAUCUGGUCUGACGUCGGAGCUUCCUGUCGUAGUACCUUUCAUCUCUCAACGCAUCAGCCUCAAUGAACUACAGGACUAUCACGACCUUUGUCAAGAACGAGCUGCAUUUUGUUGCCCGGAGUAUUUUAAUUCAUAGUGCUGUAGCCGUUAGCGUAAAUAAAUUUCAAAAAUCAAUAGGCGUACUUGUUUUGCUGCAAUUUUAUUGAAAGAAUUUUUAUAUGUCCAUGUCGGAAUCAAGAGCAGUAACUGUAAUACUAAUACCGUGGGGAUGCUCGUGCUUGUGUCACGUUUUUUGUAAACGUUUCUUCACACUCAAAAUAAAUAUCGUUUCAGUUCAUUUUUAUUGUAAUUACACUCAGCUUUGAGUUGGGUUCUUUCGUAGUGAAGGGGUUUUUAAACUUAUGAUUUUUCGUAAUUUCGUCGUUCCGCUCAGUAGAUCUUCUCACCAGCCUAUAGCUCUUGCUUGCUCGAAAUCGAUAGAACAAUAUCUCGACGAAGCUGCCAUUAUUUGUACGCGCGCUUCUGCAUAAAGCUAUGAACCUCGAUUACUCUUGCUCAGGAUUGUUCUACCGCCCCCCGUCGUUCGGACGAUCGCAACAGCUGACCCUGCAGUUGGUAGAACUGUUUGGCACUUGAAUUUAUUAUUCCCCGAUGAUUAAUCGUGCCUGGGGCGGAUUAUAUGGAUUUUAGGAUUUGAAACUUGAUUUACCAACGAGAAACGACAACCUCGUGGUGUGAGUUGUUUCAAGCAGAUGAAACAGAAAUGAUAGACAAGUCGGGAGAAGUAGAUAAAAACGGUAGGGAAAAGUAAAGUAACUCGUCGCAUUUUUAUUAUCGCUCAGAAGAAGAAGUUCAACUUCGAAAGAGCCAUGGCAGUUGUAGUUGUCCUAAGAAAAUGAACUGCAACUGACAUGGGUUUUUCUCUCUCGAUAGAAAACGUAGUUUCCAUCAGAAAUAUAUUUCAUCUCUUUUUCGGUUUAUUUUAAAGACUUACUCCAUCACCACCGCCAAUAUGAACAAGAGUAUACUUGAUUUACUACGUACUGGGUUUUAUAUAUUGAUACAGAUAGAAAUUGCAAAAAUUGUUUUCACGAGGAGGAUCGUUUCUGAGUACAACGAACUAGGAGCUAGGCUCCUGCACCAAGAACCGAGAUCGCCGCGAAUUCUGAACUUGGUAGAGGUUUUAAGCCCCCGCCGGACACGGAGAAAAGGGAUGAAAGACCAGCACACCUAGUACAAACAACUAUGCCGCAAUAAAUUCAGCAUGACGGUAGCAAUUACGUUACAACAGGCUUUAUUUUCCCUUACUUGUAAAACGUGUCAACCAAUUAUCUCUAAACUUUUUUGCGCCGAGCCACUGGAGGUGGGCGAGCGCCGGUGCGUUCCUCUGCUAGUUGUUACGCCAGCGCUCAACAAAUUCGCAUCUUGAUGUUUUUUCUUUUCUCGGAAGGUGUAGUCACUCCUCGGCCUCCCGUUACGAAGUUAAGGGUUGAAAAAAUUAAGUUUUACAUCAGGGUUUUGGUUCGUGGUUUCAUAGAUUUCGCAGCCCCCGCCUUUGUCCCUCUUCGCACCGCCCGGCAGUUGUCCAGGUGGUGCCUUGGUUCGUAUUUCGUCUGGCUGGCAAAACCAAAGCCGCCGGGCCUUCAGAGCUGAAGGCCCUUCUACCUUGAUGCCGAUCCAGAUUUUGUGCGAGGUGUCGCCACAAUUCUGACGAGCGCACGCUGGCUGAUUUGGGGGUCAGCAUUUCCCUCGAGAUCUAGGCUGGCAUCUACGCCAGGCAAGCCGCCUCGCCUCGCGCGUUACUUGGUACGCGGAGCAGGCUGCCCGGCUUUUCUGCCUCCGGAUCUCGUUCCGCAAUCUUGCUGGACAACGUCCGGAGGCAGAGAUAGAUCGCCAUCCUGGCCAGCCAAAGAGAUGCUUGCCCCUGUGAUGGCUGCCGCCAAAGCGGCAGGGUUUUGGUCAGGGUUUUGCUCCGAGAAGGCCUACCGCAAUCGAAGCAAAGACUUACUUUUUUCGGGAGCUUCCCCCGAGCUAAUAAAAUAAGUUUUUGUUUUCGCUUUGCCCUCCUUUUUGUGGCUGAAAGUGUGGAGCUGUUCCGGGCCGGUAUGUUCGCCCACAUCGUGCCCAGACAACCUACCUGGCCCUGCAAGUUACUUGGGGCAAGUGACAGGGCGCCCGUCUUUUCUGCCUCCGGAUCUCGCUCCGCAAUCUUGCGCGGCGACGUGCGGAGGGAGAGGUAGAUCACCUUCCAAGUUUUUUCUUUUCUCGGAAGGUGUAGUCACUCCUCGGCCUCCCGUUACGAAGUAGAAAAUUGGCGUCCGAAACUCCGGUCAAGAUAAUAUGCCGCAGCAAUUAUAGAUUUUGUCGGUGCUUUCUUUAGCUCGUAGCUUUCUUUGGCUCGUAAGCGACAUGCGGGGAACGCCCGUACCUGUUUCAGGUAUGCUGGUUUCUUUUUCCCUGUCGAGGUCAGUUUGCUUGCAGGGACAUGGUCUACGACAAGCAUGAUAUUUGUAUGAGCAUCACCAGCAAUUGAAGCGCAUUUUCUCCGAGUCAAAACUUUACUCCUGGAUAUUAGAAAAACUUUACUCCUGGGUGCAUUGUCCCUAUCUGAUUUGAUAAUCAGAUCACGCUAAUACGCCCUGACGCAUCAUUCAUUUUUGUUCUUCGUCGUUGUUCUUCGUCGUCGAUGAGAACGGAUACUACUUGAAAAUCAACCAAAAACCGUGGGGGCGAGGGGCCUCGAGAGGGUCCCUGGAUGCUGCAGGGGGCCCCAGCGAGCCUCGUCCCUUUAGGAACGAACGACAUCGGUCCAGAGUAUAAACAAAAUAAUGACGUCGUCCCUCUCACUGACAGCGCCGCCGCAGCACGGGUAACCGCGUAGCCCCGUCGUGGAGUUAGAUAGAAGGCCUCGGAUAGCAAUAGCUUAAGAGUAAAAAAGAAAGUAUAGAAGCCGGGCAAUAGAGAAAUAGCGCAUAGACUAGCUUAUACACUCCACCCGCGCCCGCCGUGGUCGUGACCUUCGUGCCGUGAUCGAGCGACGCGACAAGGGCCUGCGUUUUUCUUAUGGACGAGGGCGCAGGACAUGUCAGUGAGAGGAACCCGGGGGCUUGUCCUUAUCGAUCUUUUGUCGUUCCCCUGGUUAUUCCUUUGACUCCACCCAUGCUAUCUUUCUUUGUGCAUCAGCACAGCCAGCGUGCUCGAGAACAGCGCCCCUCUUAACGACGUCGGACGUGGACGCGCCUACACGCGCGACAGAAGGACUUCCGCCAACGACGGGGGAGAGUCAACCGAGGAUCGACGACGGGGGAGCUAUCUGUACUACGUCGGAGCGGGCGACGUUUUUAUAAUAUCAUCAUGCUGCACUACUUCAUGUAGACGGUGGAGGGAUUGGGAGUCCUCCACUGCGGGCUUCAGCCGACAGGUAACUCUGUUGCUUCGCCCUCACAACCAUUCGACACAGUAGUGGCUCACUUCCUCUCGUCGAACAGGCGUGGCGUCUGGGCACUCUGGUUACGGGCUUCGGUCUCGACCCUGUUGUCGCUCCAGCGCCACAAACCCAAAAAACUCCAGUCCCCGAGCCCAGUCCCUUAACAGGUCCAGAGAGCCACUGAGCACGCAGCAGCUGGGUCGAAUGGGGUGAUCGCAGUACAGACUCGGUGUCGGGCCUUGAGCGGUAGAAGGAAGACAACGAGUGGCACUGAAGUCCUAGGUUAUGCACACCCGGAAGGGCUAUUUGUCCACUUUUACAGAUCUACUAUCCGCUCGGCUUGUCGGCACCAAAAAUAUGUCCUAUAGUUAAGCUUAAGAAAGAAGUAGCUUAGUAGAUAGAAGCUUACUAUAGAGGUUUCCUCCUCCUCCUCCUCCUCGGAAGGUGUAGUCACUCCUCGGCCUCCCGUUACGAAGUAGAAAAUAGAAAACCGCAGCGUCGAGCGUAUCUCUCGUCUGACACGGUUUGAUAUAAUUCCACCAGAAAACUUAAACUUUUACGACGACAGCAAGAACCGAACGACGACGCCCCGCGAGAAGGACGCGUUCGGAACAAGGCCGAAGUCAGAAUUCGCAGCUUUCAUCCAGGUCAAAAUCACAGGAGAACGGGGAACAGUGAAACAAUUCUAAAUUCAACCUCCUAAUCAACAUCCAAUCGUGAAUGUGAAGAACCCAACUUUAGUAAAUUUCUGUGCUACUAUAGCUGUACAACUCCGGUUGUAUUAGCUUCGGUAAGCGGAC